AUGCCACCAUCAAGAAAAACUGACGAGCAACACAGCCUAACGCGAAUCGCCGUCGUUAAUGCCGACCGUUGCAAGCCACGGAAAUGUAACCUGGAGUGCCACAGAUGUUGCCCUGUUGUCUUACAAGGUAAACUAUGCAUUGAAGUUACCAAUCAGAGUACCGUUUCAAAAAUUUCCGAGGAACUUUGCAUCGGGUGUGCCCUUUGCGUGAAGAAAUGCCCCUAUGAUGCAAUUCGUAUUAUUAAUCUACCUUCAAAUUUAAAUAAAGAUACAGUUCAUAGGUACGGUCCAAAUAGUUUUAAGCUUCAUCGUCUUCCAUUACCACGCCCUGGCCAAGUUUUAGGCCUUGUUGGUGCUAAUGGAACCGGCAAAUCUACUGCUUUGUCAAUUUUAAAGGGAAAGAUAAAGCCUAAUUUGGGCCGCUAUAAGGAUGAACCAGGCUGGGAUGAAAUCUUGAAGUAUUUUCGGGGUUCAGAGCACCAGGCAUACUUUCAGCAUCUUAUAGACGAUGAGCUUCGAGUUCUUCUCAAACCACAAUACGUUGACAAAAUUCCUAAAGUCACGAAAGGUAUCGUUGGUGAGCUUCUCAAAAAGGUUGAUGAAAGAGGAAUGAGGGAUGAAUUAAUGAAUGUUUUGGAGCUAAAAAAUAUUGCAGAUCGAUCUCUGGAUAAGCUUUCUGGGGGCGAGCUUCAACGCUUCACCAUAGCGAUGCUAUGCGUUCAGAAUGCAGCUGUUUACAUGUUUGAUGAACCUUCAAGCUAUCUUGAUGUUAGACAGCGCCUCACAGCAGCCCAAGUUAUUCGUUCCAUGCUAACUCACACGAACUAUGUCAUCAUAGUUGAGCAUGACUUGUCUAUUUUAGACUACAUGUCCGAUUUCAUCUGUGUCCUGUACGGUGUCCCCGGUAUCUAUGGCGUGGUAACAAUGCCGUAUGGUGUUCGUGAAGGAAUUAACAUCUUCCUGGACGGCUUUGUCCCCACAGAAAAUCUGAGGUUUCGGGAUGAAAGUUUGACUUUUAAUAUAUCAGAUGAUGUUGAGGAAGGAAUUAGGAAACGUCAUUCCACGAUGGAAUACCCUUCAAUGACCAAGAAGUUGGGCUCAUUUUCACUGAGUAUUGACUCAGGAAGAUUUUCUGAUUCUGAAAUCAUUGUUUUAUUAGGUGAAAACGGCUGUGGGAAAACAACAUUUAUACGAAUGCUUGCCGGGCAUAUCCAACCAGAUAAUGGAGUGGAAGUUCCUCAGUUAUCCAUUAGCUAUAAGCCUCAGAAAAUAGCUCCUAAGUUUGAGGGUACAGUCCGUGAUCUCUUACAGACAAAGAUCUACGACAUGUUUAUUCACCCUCAGUUUCAGGCGAAUGUCUUGAAGCCAUUGACCAUUGAAGAGCUCCUUGAUCAGGAGGUUCAAAAUCUUUCGGGAGGCCAGCUACAACGUGUGGGUCUAUGCAUUGCACUUGGUACACCAGCUAAUAUUUACCUGAUUGAUGAACCUAGUGCGUACUUGGACUCCGAUCAACGUAUCAUUGCCUCCCGCGUGAUCAAACGCUUUAUUUUACACAGUAAGCGAACUGCUUUCAUUGUCGAGCAUGAUUUUGUUAUGGCGACUUAUCUUGCUGAUAGGGUCAUCUUAUAUAAUGGAACACCAGCAGUUGAUUGUACUGCCAAUACCCCUUGUGGGCUUCUGGAGGGGAUGAAUAGGUUUCUAAGAAAUCUAAGUAUUACUUUCCGUCGUGAUCCCACGAAUUUUCGUCCACGUAUUAACAAGCUGGACUCUGUGAAAGAUCGUGAACAAAAGGCAUCUGGUAAUUACUUCUAUAUGAACGACUAUGCAGAGGAUCCUAAGACAAAGGAUCCAAAAAAUAAGAACACAGAGGAAGUGAAUGGGGAUGGAUCGUUUGCCAAAGCACAUGGGAAGGGAAACUAUGUUUCUGAGAAUAUUGGAAAGGACAAUCAUCAUAAAGUGAGUAAAAGGAGAAAUCAAGCAAUAAAAAAAAUCACUUAA
Molecule: messenger RNA, 1998 nt
Organism: Phytomonas sp. EM1
Lineage: Eukaryota; Euglenozoa; Kinetoplastea; Trypanosomatida; Trypanosomatidae
Source: the annotation of a GenBank genome assembly